Molecule: messenger RNA, 644 nt
Organism: Drosophila navojoa
Lineage: Eukaryota; Metazoa; Arthropoda; Insecta; Diptera; Drosophilidae
Product: putative ATP-dependent RNA helicase CG8611
Molecular function (GO): nucleic acid binding; ATP binding
Source: RefSeq, a predicted model, not a curated record
CACAUUGUUUCGUUGCAGCCUUCGUCUCCUGGAUGAAGUUCUAUUCGACAUUUCCCAAGGAGCUGAAGCCCAUCUUCAACGUGCGCAUCGCGCACAUGGGCCACUUUGCCAAGAGCUUCGCCCUCAAGGAGGCGCCCAGCAAGUUCGCCGGCCAGCAUGCCGCCCCCAAGGCGGCCCCGCCCACCAAUCGACUGACCUACACCGAGCGCGAUCCCGAGAAGGUGCAGCAGGCGAAGCGCGAGAAGCGGCGCCUCUACACGACGACGGUCAGCGGGGAGGUGAGGCAGACGCAGCAGCAGCAGCAGCAGCAUGGUGCAGCGGACCGCAGGAAGAUGGGUGGCAAUGGCAAAAGCAGCUUCAUGAAGAGCCUCAACAAGUCGCGCGCCCUCACGAUAUCCGAAUUCGACAGCGGCUUGCCCGCCAUCGGAGAGCCCAAGCGGCGCAAGCAGGCGUAGUCCAAGGUCUAGGCGAAGGACGGAAGCUGAAGGAUGGAACUGGAGCUGCAUUGGCUGCUGGAGUGUCGACCAGACGGCCCCCAUUUAUGCGCGCCAUUUUGUUCGGGAGCGCUGUUCAAGCGUUUAAUCGAAAAGUAAAUUGCCUGCAGUUGAGGCGCGCCGGCGGGACAGCGCCGUCUUAUGUAGAUA